GAAAAAUCAAUGAUGCAGCUAGCCGGCAGUAGCGUUUUCUACUACGUCACUGGGAAAUUAUUUGAAUAUAUGACAACUUCGCUGUUUGACGAAAAUUAAAUAAUUAUGUCAAAAGUGUGUCUGCAAUAUUUCCAUGAAACUGAUUGCCUUUGAAAGCAAACAAAAGCAGCCUAAAUUUUAAAGGGGAUAUUUCUCUGAAGCCCUAUUACGUCACAGUAACAAUUUCCCUAUAAAUACUGCAGCGAAGGUAACGUUCCUCACAUUUUGAUUUGAACGAUCAAAAUUAUCUACCUGUUCACAAGUAGCAGAAUUAGAAAGAAUGAAGAUAGUAAUUGGUAUGCCAUGCUUUAUUAUUUUAAAGGUGCUUCGUCAUCGGGAUUACUUCGGCACAUGUUGAUGGAUUUAUCCGCUGUGAAAGUUACCAGGAAAACCUUCUUGGAAGGGAUUUAUUUCUUUGGUUGCAAGAAUUAAUCAUAUGAUUUUUAUAAUUUUAGGUAUGCUUAUUGCGGUGUUGGUUCGCACAACAAUUAGUCAACGUUGUGGUGAGGCAGUGAUUGUCAAUAAACUAGCUGUGAUAACUCAAACAACAAUUGCUGAUAUAAAUCGAUUCCAAAUGACAUUUGUAAGUCUUUUAAAAUGUUUUCACUUGUUUGGAUUGUCUCGGAAUUUGAAAUACAUGCUUUGUUUUCUUAUCGAUUUAGGCUAACCUUCUCAAUUCGAAAAAACAAAAAAAUUGCAAUAUUCGUCUGUGCAAUUACUACAGUAAAGCACGACUAUGGGCAGGAAAGUUUAAUCCUUUUCGAAAGAGUGUAAGUACUUUCAAAUUAAAAACAUUUCAUUGAUAAUAGGAAAAUAUUUUUUUUAAAAUUAAAAGUAUCAAUGUUUUUGUAUCUAGAUGGUAGAGGUGUUAUCCCUCAGCGUCUAUGCGUUCAAACAGUACUUAAUCACUCUUGAGCAGAUUAUCAACAAAGAUAAGAGCAUUAAAGGACGAAAGAAUGUUCUGUCUCUGAUCAAAGCAAUACGCAAUCGAGUUGCUGGUGACAUCAAGGAAUACUCUGCCACAAUACAGAAAUUGGAAACUGCACCAUGUGAUCAUCCAAAGUCAAAUCUUAAAUUGACCUCUGUCUUAGUACCAACCUAUCCUGAUCCUAAACCACCAAGUUGUAUUUGCAAGUCAAUCAGCAAAGAUCAUCAGCUGUAUAAUAUCGUCAGCGACCUUUCAUACCUGUAUUUGACGUACUAUACGUACUACAGAUGCUUGUUUUCGCGGAUAACACGGCCCGAUAGCAAGAACUUUCUCUGUCCGUUUUCGGAUAAGGUCAAUCGAUUCAUUAAGAAUUAAAGUAAAGAUUUGUUGUCACAAAAAGUUGUUUAUAUAAAUAUUUUUAUUUAUUAUUUUAUUUUAUAUUUAUUAUGCACCAGUUUAUCAAAAAAAUUCUGCGGAAUGAAAAAAAAAACACUUGUCUGUUUAAUGUAAAGGUUGUGAAAAUAACAAUUUUAAAUUGUGCAGAUUCAGAAGAAAAUCGUU
Hydractinia symbiolongicarpus is the source of this 1528-nucleotide messenger RNA. RefSeq lists its product as uncharacterized. Bases 896 to 1342 code for a protein of 148 amino acids. NCBI's taxonomy places the organism in Eukaryota, Metazoa, Cnidaria, Hydrozoa, Anthoathecata, Hydractiniidae. The record is from RefSeq and is a predicted model, not a curated record. The transcript has 2 exons.